This is a messenger RNA of Phacochoerus africanus (Common warthog), 982 nucleotides long. It is a transcript of the gene PEMT, whose product is annotated as phosphatidylethanolamine N-methyltransferase. Gene Ontology annotation, molecular function: phosphatidylethanolamine N-methyltransferase activity. NCBI's taxonomy places the organism in Eukaryota, Metazoa, Chordata, Mammalia, Artiodactyla, Suidae. The coding region runs from base 27 to 809 and encodes 260 amino acids. The transcript is spliced from 7 exons. Gene Ontology annotation, biological process: phosphatidylcholine biosynthetic process. The record is from RefSeq and is a predicted model, not a curated record.
GGAAAGCGCCCCGCCGGCGGCGCUUCAUGGGCCGCCAUGGGGGCCGGUUCUGCGGGCCGGGGGUCCCGCGAGGCCCGCGCAGCAACCCCUGCAAGGCGGCCCGCGGCCGGGAGCUCUGGCGAGCGAGGACCAUGCGGGACCCGGGGGCGGCGCCCGACUGCUGCGGGGGCUUCGGCAACCUGGACCUCAGGCAGGCAGACCUCUGCGUUAUGACCAGGUUGCUGGGCUACGUGGACCCCUCUGAUGCCCGCUUCGUGGCUGCAGUUCUCACCAUCGCUUUCAAUCCACUCUUCUGGAAUGUGGUCGCCAGAUGGGAACACAAGACCCGCAAGCUGAGCAGGGCCUUCGGGUCACCCCGCCUGGCCUGCUACACCCUGGGCGGCGCCAUCCUGCUCCUCAACUUACUGCGCUCCCACUGCUUCACGCAGGCCAUGCUGAGCCAGCCCCAGAUGGAGAGCCUGGGCGGCCCCACGGGCUACCGCCUGGGCCUGGCGCUCCUGGGCGUGGGCAGCGUCUUCGUACUUUCCAGUUUCCUGGCGCUGGGCUUCACCGGGACCUUCCUAGGCGACUACUUCGGGAUCCUCAUGGAGGCGAGAGUGACCCGGUUCCCGUUCAGCGUCCUGGACAACCCCAUGUACUGGGGCAGCACGGCCGUCUACCUGGGCUGGGCCCUCAUGCACGCCAGCCCCGCCGGCCUGCUGCUGACGCUGGUGGUGGCUGCCACCUACAAGCUCGCCAUCCUGUUCGAGGAGCCCUUCACCGCCGAGAUCUACCGGCAGAGAGGCUCCCAGGCCCGCAAGAGGAGCUGACGGCGCCCCCGGCCCUGAGCACCCCGCCCUGCGAGAAGGAGAGGGCGCCGGGCACGGGCGUCCAGUGCUUUGGAAACGGCCUCGGGGGCCCUGGACGGGCGCCAUGUGGUCCCCGAGCCCCCUGCCCUGCUGCCGCCACGUCCUGACUCGCCAAUAAAGGCGCCUGACACCAA